AUGACUUCGGAAACUAAUUCUACUAUGUAUUACGAUCGACAUGCUGUACAAGAUAAAUUAUCAUUAAAUCAUCUUAACGAUCUACUUGAAGACAGUUUAAAGAGAUAUUCAUCGAAUGAUAAAACGCUUAAACAACCGUUACGUUCAUCCAUGCCAAUUGGUGAUGGUAACGAAAAUAUAUUACUUAACAUGCCAUGCGUUGAUUUAAAAAGAGGCUAUUUAGCACUUAAAACUCUCACACUCUAUCCAAAUUGUUCACCUUCACUAGAUGGAACUGUUUCUUUGUUUAAUUCAAAUAAUGGACAGUUAUUACUGGCCAUUAUCUUAUCAAAAUUAAAAACAGAACCAGUUUUAGCAAUAUUGGGAUGUGGUACUCAAGGUUAUUCUCAUUUGAAAGUUUUUACACAAUUAUUCAAAUGGAAAAAAAUUUAUCUGUGGAAUAGACAUAUCGAAAAAGCUGAGCGUUUAAAAAAUGAUUAUUCGGCUGAGUUAAAUACAAUUGAAGUAUUAAAUGAUUUAGAUGACGAACGUUUAAAAGAAGCUGAUGUUGUGUGUACAACAACAGCAAGUGAGGAACCAUUAUUAAGUGUUCAACGUAUCAAACUUGGUGGACAUAUUAACGCCGUCGGUUCUUUUCGUCUAACAAUGCGUGAAUUAGACGAUAAUUUAAUGUUAAACUCAACAAUUAUUGUUGAUAGUAAAGAAAGUGCUGCAAAAGAAGCGGGAGAUAUUGUUCAGUCAAAAGCAACAAUAACAGCUGAAAUCGGAGAAGUUUUGAAAUUCCCCACACUUCUUGAUGAUCAGAAAUCAUCUUAUACAGUUUUUAAGUCACUAGGUUUGGCUAUUGAAGAUUUGGCUGCUGCUAUUGUUUUACAUGAGUCACGUUGA
Molecule: messenger RNA, 888 nt
Organism: Didymodactylos carnosus
Lineage: Eukaryota; Metazoa; Rotifera; Eurotatoria; Philodinida; Philodinidae
Source: the annotation of a GenBank genome assembly